Molecule: messenger RNA, 3273 nt
Organism: Rhodamnia argentea
Lineage: Eukaryota; Viridiplantae; Streptophyta; Magnoliopsida; Myrtales; Myrtaceae
Product: pentatricopeptide repeat-containing protein At3g48810
Exons: 3
Coding region: 253-2256 (667 amino acids)
Molecular function (GO): protein binding
Source: RefSeq, a predicted model, not a curated record
CCUCUCUCACUUCCGCUAAAGAUUGCAUUUUUGACAUGGAAACUUUGUAUGUUCGCCCGUCUCCUCUACCUUCUGGCUUCUGCUCUUGAUGCAGACUCGUUUGAACUUCGAAGUAAUGCGUCUACAUUUCUAGCUUCCGAUUCUCGCGAUCCCUACGACGGGCUCGCACAUCCCUACGAAGGGCUCGCGCAGUGAUGCGCUUCCCGAUUCCCAGCGGGUCGUCGACAGUACCAUCUCUUUGGGACGACGAUAAUGUAUCUGAAAGGAGGGCGUUCUUUACUCCUGCAAGCGCAGAAGAAACCCCGCAUUCCGGUUUUCCUCAGCGACGACGCGAAUUCGGUCCUGGGUCACUCGGGCAAACCCCGGGCCGACGAGACCCAGGUCAUUCUCCACGAGUCCGACGUCGCGAGGAGGCUGAGCCGCGACCCCGACGUCUCGUCGGCCUUCCGGUUCUUCGAGUCAGUCGCGAAUGGGGGUCUCUUCCGGCACACCCGCUUCACGUACGAGGUCAUGGUGAAGAAGCUGGGCCGCGAAGGCGAGAUCGACGCCGUGCAGUACCUGCUGCAGCAGAUGAAGUUGGAAGGGAUAGGCUGCGGGGAGGAGUUGUUCGUGGAAGUGAUCGACUCGUAUCGGCGAGUUGGGUUGGUGGAGCAGGCGCUCAAGAUGUUUUAUAGGAUUAGAGAGUUCGGCUGCCAGCCGACGGUGAAGAUAUAUAAUCACCUGUUAGAUGCUUUGCUUAGUGAUGGUAGGUUUUCGAUGAUAAGUCCGGUGUAUAGUAACAUGAAGAAGGAUGGCAUGGAGCCAAAUGUGUUUACUUAUAAUAUCCUAAUUAAGGCACUGUGCAAGAAUGGUAGAGUGGAUGGUGCGCUGAAGUUGCUCGAGGAAAUGUCGAACAGGGAGUGUUUGCCGAAUUCUGUAAGUUACACGACUAUAGUUUCAUCCUUGUGUAAAGUCGGUAAGGUAGAGAAAGGGAGAGAACUUGCUAGGAAGUUUGGACCGUAUCUCUCCGUUUAUAAUGCUAUGAUUGACGGGUUUUGUAGGGAACACAGAUUCGAGGAAGCUUUUCGGUUGUUUGCCGAGAUGGUGGAUGAGAACAUUGACCCUAAUGUCAUCACUUAUACAUCAAUAAUCAGUUCUCUUUCGGACGCAGGGCAUGUUGAGCUGGCUAUGGCAAUUUUUUCUCAGAUGUCUGUAAGAGGAUGUCACCCGAAUAUUUACAGCUUUACCUCGUUAAUGAAGGGUCUUCUGUUGAGAAGGAAGAUUCAUGAAGCUCUUGAUUGGUGGGACAAGAUGAUCAGGGAAGGGUUUCUGCCCAAUAUUGUUUCCUAUAAUACGUUGUUGCAUGGUCUAUCGUCUAACGGGAGUAUGAAGGAGGCUGUACUUGUUGCUGAUCAGAUGGAGAAAAAUGGGGUUCCUCCAAACAGUACUACUUAUAGCAUUCUUAUUGAUGGUUUUGCAAAAUCUGGGAGUCUGGUAGGUGCAUCAGAGAUAUGGAAUAAGAUGAUGUUCAGUGGUUGCUGUCCCAAUGUUGUCGUUUAUACUUGUAUGGUUGAUGUCCUCUGCAAAAACAAAUUGUUUGACCAAGCAUAUUCCUUGAUAUUGAAGAUGGUUGAGGAUAAUUGCCCUCCAAACUUAGUAACAUUCAAUGUCUUCAUCGGAGGUUUAUGUGAUGGUGGAAGAAUUGAUUGGGCCAUAAAAGUGCUAGAUUUAAUGAGGAAAUAUGGGUUUUCCCCUGACAUAAUUACAUAUAAUCAGUUGAUAAAUGGUUUUCUCAAAGUAGGGAGGCUCACGGCAGCAUUUGAGAUUGCCAAAGAGAUGAAAGAAAGGGGUAUUCGGAUGACUAUUAUGACUUACAAUAUGCUUUUCUCUGGUUUCUGUCGCCAGGGUAUGCUUCAGAGUGCUUUGCAGUUUCUCGGGGAAAUGGUGGUCAGAGGGACAAACCCUGAUGCUUAUACAUAUAACAUGUUGACUCAUGCCUAUUGUAAGCAGGGCAAGUUUAAGGAGGCCAUUCGAUUAUGGGAAGCUAGCACCGAAGCUGGAGAGUGGCAACCUGACGUAACAGCAUACACGCAUCAUAUUUGGGGGAUUUGCAAUUGUUUUGGCAUGGAAGAUGCUGUCAUUUGUCUCCACAAUAUGAUAAACAAAGGGAUAUCUCCCAAUAUUGUCAUGUGGAAUCUCUUAGUUCGGAAUUUUUUUAAUGGCAUGGGUAGUUUGGGGCCCAUUCACAUUCUAGAUGAUCUCAUAGGUAAUGGAUGAGACAUGACGAUGACGAAUGCUUUGAAUUUCUCACAGAAGAUGAGCAGCCAAAUGAAUUUCAGGUUCACUGGAGAUGGAAUUUGCAUAGUGUGUCAAAUGCAGAUGUUAAGUGAGAACGUUCUGCUGCACUGAGUUGCAGAUUCUUGCAUGGCUAUCUUAUGUAACAAUGAUGUGCUGGGAGCAUUUUCUCUUUGACAUGUACAACGGCAUUAUAAAUCCUCUGAGUCACAGAUAGAAGGUAAAGGGGUCUUCCAUCAAGCUCAAGGAAUAACGAAAUCUGUGUUUUCUGGCAGCAGGCUUUCUCACCUGAUGGUGUAGCAAAAUUCCUCCUUCGUUCGGCAAUAUUGCCUCAGGCGUCUGAUAUUUCUAUGCACGUAUGCAAAGUCUGAAGUUUUUACAUCUAAUUGUUCAGAGAUCUCUUUCUUAUGUAUCAAUGUAACUGUAGAUCUUGAUAGGAAUUUACAUGAACAGUGAUGAUUCCUUUGCAUGUUGUGCCGGUUUAUGAUUGACUGCAUUUGAAGCAGCUGAUGAUGACGAUAGUAGCUUGAUAAAAAAGAUAUGAUGGUUGUUUCCAGAUAAUGAAAGUUUUCUUGUCCUCGUUUGCAUGUGCCUUGUCCUCUUUUCCAUCCAAUACUUUUGUCUUACAUUUGUAUACUUUACUGUCUUUGAUGUGUUCUAGGUGAUAAUGUAGCUUGGGAAUGAAACAUUGGUUUUCCGUCCAAUGUGCUCUUUUACGGUGUUCUAAUGCCGAAUGCUUCUAUGCCUGAUGGAAUUGCCAGGUCUUCAUCAUCAGAUGGAAAUUUCUCUGAGACCGAGUAAGAAGAUUGCGUAGUUCUUGAGAUAGGGAAUGUCCUCAGGCCACUGCAAAUAAUCAGGGGGAAAUUUUUUCAUCAGUUGUUGGAGCAUUCUCGGACAGUCUGCAUGUGAUAUUUGCAGACUGUUAUAUUGGAGACUUCAUAUACCUGGUUCUAUUGUUGCUCGUGGUAUCAUUUUAAUGCAAAUUAGUAAUAAUCUUUC